CUCUCGAGAACAUUAAACAUUUAUCAGAAAGGGUUUCAUAGUUAUGCCCAAAAAAUUCUUGAAAAUUGCCUUUAUUUUCAACCGCCACAGUGGUUUCCCGCCCUAACCUCCGUAUCAUUGUAUUUGAACUAAACUUUUUAUCGUCUAACUAGAAAUAAAAGUAAAUCCAGUGAUAAACACGAGUCCAAAGCGAUAUCUAUAGCUGUUGUAGAUAGAGGUCUAGAGGUCAGCGAGUAAUGGCAUAUUAUUAAGUAUCUCCCUGUCGUGCAGAGUAAUUUCCUGCUUCCAUUGUAGCAGCACGUGUCAAUUAACCAGUAGAUGUUACAACAAAAAAUAACAAAGGAGCGACGGAGUAAGGUAACCGAUUACCUUACGUUUUGAUGGCAUGUUUUCAUCAGUACCUUCAAUAAGCCACUGCAGACACCUUUAUUAACAGAUAAAAUCCUGAAGUCGCUUAAUUCGAACACCCAGAAGAAAAAAAGAAAAUUGCACAUCGACGUGCUACUAUGAAACAAAACUAUGGUUGCGUAAGAGGCUGGCGACAAAGGCACGCACACUGCUGUCUUUUCCCCCUUUCGGUCUAAAGUUUCCAGGGAUCCGUAAGUCUCAUCUCGAGUAUCCGUGACAUUAACAUAAUAACGACAGACCCGCAAUCCUUGCGGAGUAAUUGGUCGUCGCUAUAGUGUGAAUGGAACUUCGUGCAGUUAAAUGCGCAUAGCGAGUUUGAAGACUCGUCGUCAGCUAGUUUGUAGCCAUUAUUCGAGAUCGAGGCACCUGCAUAGUUGGGGAAAAUAUGCCUCGAAAGAGAAUACGAGCCCACGCCAAUGCCUCGUCUACGUUUCUAUCAUCCUUGACUCUGCAGUUCCACGUGUCAAGCUGCCCUAUCUCUUAAUUCCAUUUAAAGCUAUUUGCACCAGCCAACAAGUUUUAAGUCUGACUUUGGAUGCACUUUGGCGUCCUCGAAAGACUAUCAUUCAUCUGCGUCUUUCGUUUAGUAUUCAAAGCUAUUCAACUCAGCUUCAAAUUAUGUUAACCUUAUCCAUUAGCUGACAAGUUCUAGGUCUGAUUCUGAGUUUGCCACUCGUCUCUAUCUAGAUGGAUAGCUCUUUAGUCGCAGCAGUUAUCGCCCAGUCCCUCCUAAAGCUGGUUGAACCUAACGACUGGCAAGUUUUAAGUCUGCUUCUGUAUUUGGCAUCGGGGGCAGGGAUUAAGCAGUCCUUCUGUAGGAUUCUGACGCCAGGACACUGUCUCUCCCCCGCGCUGGCAGGUGGUUUCGAGCCGUGUUAUUCGAGCUGAGCCGUGUCAGACGUUGCAUGCCGGGAAUUGUUCGAAGAUAGGGUGUUUACGAUCGCAUCGAAAGCACACGAAGUUAGAAUAACCUGUUGAAUCCGCCACGCUCAUUAAUAAACCAUAUAUGGUUAACUAGAUUCGAGGAGCAACGUCAAUCCCGCAUGCCAUAAUUAUUACAAACGAAAACGCAAUUAUUUGACAACUAUUGGCUGGUACCGUUCAACCAUGAAACCAUUAAUGGAAACACGGACUAAAUUUACACGCGAUUGUGGUUGAAAUCGUAUUAUGGCUCUGCCAUCAGUGUGAACGAGUACACCUAGUCGUGAGUGGAUCGUAAUAAUGUAAUUUCAAAACCUGAAACCUCGUUAAACCGUCGCCUCAAACACGGAUUGAUCAUAGAAUCGCUACUAUAAACUCCUUCUCGGUCGAAUAAUGCUGAGAAAUGCUCCUGGUGUCCCUACACUUAUCAAAGAUCUCAAGCUAGAGACCUUAGUAUUCCCAGCGCGUUAAACUUGCGCGAUACUUCGAAGAUUAGAAGUUCCGUUCAACGUGUGCAGGUAAAUCCUGCAUAAAAACCGGGAAACUUUGCCUCUACUGGGGUUUCCGCCCGUAAUUCCAGGUCAGAUACUUACGCAUUAUGUCUACGUUCCCUACUGUUUGCGUUUUACUUGGAAGACCCGAGAGGACGGUGUUUUUCGGGCAAGCUAAAUAUGCAUACAACUUGUCUCGCCCGGCACUCCAACCAGAGUUUACUUUAAUGUUAAAGUAUGCUCUGCAGAGCUCCGGGGGGUGGUGGGAUGUUUAUGUGGAAAGUAUACUCGCUGGUCGCGCGCGUUGACCUUUCAUAUGGGUUUGAGAAACUUCUAUCAUCCUUUCGUUUACAUGGAAUUACCAAGAGAAGUGUCUCCGUUGUUUAAAGUUUAGGAUUACUUUGGCAAUUUUUAAGUAGGCCCGUGGAAUCACCGGAUCACAUUUUUUGGACCACCUACUAUACUAACUGAAGUACGAGGAGUGUAUAUAUAGCAACCGAGGGGUCGGUCGAGCGCUUGUGAGAGCGCGAUCCCUCUGGCGGUGAGCAUGGGAGGCUACAAUAGUAAACAGAUUUCAAGCUAACAGAUUAACUCCUGUAUAAACAAAAAGACGUAUGUAGGAAGGAAUCCCCAAUGUACCAACGUUUGCGUUUCAAACUCUAUCGAAACAUCGACGAUAGGAGGUGGUAGAGUAGAAUUUCGUCAGAUUCUGACAGAUAUCAGGGCUGGCUCAGACCGCGAAACCAAUUCCGAACUCCCGGAAGCGCGAUGCAUGUCGACACUCAGAACCGUUGGCGGUCGAUGUCCCCCAGCAUCUGCAGGAACUUCAAAGCCGCGUUUCGGGAGCAACAGCCUAUACCCUGAACCGUGUUCCGGCGUCUAACAUGCACCCAGGCCGUGUACACUGGAAUGGAAGUCAGUGAGCCAGCAGAGGAGGACGUGGACUUAUCGUUGGGCAGGAUUAGUACAACCACCGGCAUCGAUCGUAUCUCGGAGUCGUUGAACACGACGGUGAGGAACACGUUGCAAGCGGUCACCGUCUCCGUGGACUCGUAUCAGCAGCCCCACGUGAUCUGGACGGUGGUAAAGGGCGUGGUGAUGAUCAGUAUCAUCGUGACAGCGUUGAUAGGCAACACCCUGGUGAUAGCCAGCGUCAGACGUCACAGGAAGCUGCGUGUGCCCACCAAUCGGUACGUGGUCAGCCUGGCCGCGGCUGAUUUCUUGGUGGCGGUAUGCGCGAUGAGCUUCAACGCGUCCGUGGAGCUGACGGGACGCUGGGUGUUCGGCAGGGUCAUGUGCGACGUAUGGAGCUCCCUGGAUGUCUACUUCUCCACGGCCUCGAUCCUCCAUCUGUGCUGCAUCAGCGUGGACAGGUACUACGCGAUCGUCAGGCCCCUGGAAUACGCGGCCAUCAUGAGGAGGAUCACCGUCACCUGUAUGCUGGGUAGCGCGUGGCUUCUGCCAGCUCUGAUCAGCUUCAUCCCCAUUUUCAUGGGAUGGUACGCCACGAAAGAACACCUGGACUAUCUGCGAGACAAUCCUCAGAUAUGCAAAUUCCUGGUGAAUAAACCAUACGCGGUGAUAAGUUCCUCGGUGUCAUUCUGGAUACCUGGCGUGGUGAUGAUCGUGAUGUACUGCAAGAUCUACAAGGAGGCUGUGCGUCAAAGGGAGGCACUGAGCCGUGCCUCCAGCAAUACCGUGCUAAAUAGUGUUCACUUGCAUCGUGCGUCCACCUCCAGGCAUCAUUCCAGAGCGUCUCAUCAAUUAUUGCUGCAUCCGAGCGAUGUCAGCGACUUUGGGAGGCCUAUUUCUUACAGAACCGCCGCGGAGCUGAACGUGGAGAACGGUACAUCGAUACGACAGCAAACGAAAAGCUGGAGGGCCGAACACAAAGCUGCGAGGACGCUCGGAAUAAUAAUGGGCGCGUUCCUCCUAUGUUGGCUGCCAUUUUUCCUUUGGUAUCUGACGACGUCCCUGUGCGGCGAGUCUUGUUACUGUCCAGACACGGUGGUGUCCGUCCUAUUCUGGAUAGGUUACUUCAACAGCGCCCUGAAUCCCCUGAUCUACGCGUACUUUAACCGCGAUUUUCGCGAAGCGUUCAAGGACACCUUGAAGAGCGCCCUCCCGUGCUGCGCGAGCUGCUGGAAGACACCGUCGCAGUUCGUCUAGCGAGAGAAGCCCCCGUGAACAGUCGCACCGGACACGCCAUAGCUUGAGAUCCACGAACGAAUUUGGCGUCAGCUCGUUGGCCGAACGAUCGUCAAACUCCAUGGGGCGAACGAACACGCGGUACCUGCAUUCCCUUUUACACGUCCGCUCCGGUCGGAUUUGGCCGCUCAAGGUCACCGCCUCCAUCGCUGUCCCCACUCUCGUCUCGCGGGAGCUUCAAGGGGACCGGAAUGGUGGGGGAAACGAAGAUGGUGGGGGACGACCACUCGGUGGCCUUGGGCGGCCAGUUAAGUUGGACGUGACUCGGUCGACUCCCACGGCGCAUUCCGCCGGAGUUGAUCGCUGAACGACGGUGCAAUUUAAUUUGCCAAUCGAGAGGAAAUGCAGAGGGUGCCAACCUAUCAUCGAUCAUUCAGCUAGAAGUAUUUACUGCUAAUUUGUUGAAUCGCGAGUACGCCUACGAUAAAUCACACGCUGUGUUAGAGAAACGAUGAAACGACUCGGAAUUGGAGUACCAAAGGGCUCGCAAAACGAAAACCGUGUUUCGUACGUGUGCAUCGAUCAGAUUCUGAUUAUGGUUCGAGACUUCGAGACUUUGAGUCUAUAUUCUCUUUGGUAAAAAUUAAUAAUCAGUUGAUUUCUUUGAUUGGCUCCGCGCGAUAGGUAAAUUUGAUUCGUGGCUUAAUCGAGUGGACAUGAGAAAGAAUACGAAUAUCAAACAGAGUUCCCGAUUUCUCAGUCAGAAUUGGGAUUACUUUCUGUUAUUUUCUAAUUUCGAACGAAAGAUUUUAUUAAAUUUUAACUGCCAGAAAUUGAUCAAAAGAUUUGGAAUUUUCCUUAUUUAAUUCGCCAUCACGAUGAUUGGAUUCGAUUUCCAAAACAAUGGAAACGUUUCCAAUUAUACGUAUCUCUUACAACCGUGGAACGUGCACUAUUUUGUCACGUGAAAAUUCGAUUUUGCCCAGGUGCACACGUACGCGUACAUAUUUAACGAAACGCACGGUUUGCUCCAUCCUUGUCCGAUAGAAUCGAUUACGCUCGGCCAGGCGUUCCGCUUCAAUGAUUUAUUAGAGGCGCGUUAAUUAAUCCGGACGGAAGUAGAGGCCGUGCCCCCGUGAGUUUUGCCAACCGUUCGCCGAGAAACGAGUGCAACGGUAUUUGAGACUGAUUUUAUGCAUUUCUGGACUCGAAUUAAGCCCCUUUUUAGGAACCUCCUGCCCGUGGAUCGCAAUCAGAACCCCCCCCCUCAUUAAGGUCAGCUACUUUGACUGGCUGGUUCCCGACCGUUUGUCACGCUGGAAUUCCAAACUGCUAAUUGCAAGACGCUAAAUCGCUGUUCGCGCGAAAGCUUCGACUUCGAUCCCUCCGCGGCGGUCGCCCGGGGGCGAAUAAAAUCGAACAAGACACUUCUCGUCUCUUCGACGAAGACACUCGGUGAAGUUCUCUGAUCUCCUUAAAGGAUUUCACAGUCGAAGAAAGAAUCCUUUCUUGGGCUUGGAUUUACCUCGAGUGGAAAUUUAUCAGAUGAAUUGCAAGUUGCUCUCGGGGAUGGCAAGUGUUCACAAGUGGUACUGCCGGAAGUCUGGUCAUUUUUUGAUAAUACAGGGGACGAGAAGAACAUUUCACUUCUUCGGUGGAUAUUUCAUUUUACGAUUUUUCACGCCAAAAGUUGCCUUUAAUUUUGGUUAUACUGGAUUAAGAAAGAUUUCUUGGCGCUCAGGAACGGCGAGAUGUAUCGCGGAAACGAGCUGAGUGAUUUAAUAUUUAUAUAUUCGCGCAUCUUGGGGCGCAAACUUUGGUUUCUGGGUUCGGUGGAGCGAGCGUUGAAAGCAGUUUGAAGAAUUCCGCGCACGGUCGGGAACUCGUAAAUGAGUUCGCUGGAUGAAUGGAUUAACAUUUAAACUUCGAGCCGCGGUGUGACGACUGACGACAAUGGUUGUCGACAACCGGAAACGGGGGGCAAAAGAAGAAGAAAAAAAAAUGAUAAGUACUCUUUUUACGUCUUUCGUUGGCGCGCAACGACAUCGCGAAUUUCGUCAGAAAAACACGUGCCGGAAAUGCGUACCUUCGUGGGCGACGAGCUUCGCGGAAGUAGUAGUUAAAAUGCGAUUUUGGGCGCUGCUUGUCCGCCAGUCAUCCAUCUUCGAUCAUUUUUUAUUGUAAAUUCUAGUAAUAAAAUAAAAUAAAAUUAAAUCAAAUUUUAUUUCAUUAGAUUUAAUUUCUUAUUGACUUCCAUUUUGUUUUGUUCUGUUUCAACAAACACAUUUCACUAUUGCAACUAUACAUUACUAAAAAUCUGUAAAUAUACAUGUAAAAUGUAUUGUUUGUAAAAAUGUAGUAUAUUUAAAUGGUUGGGUGCAGAUUCAAAUAAUUUCUUUCUUUCUAUCAAUGAGACAAUAAGAUUAUUAAUCCUUGUACGAUGAAAAUGAUUAAAAAAUACGAUCAGCAGUCGAAUUCAAUAACAAUAAAUCUACUCGAAUUCUCCAAAUAUAAUUCUUGAAAAUGAAGGCCAGAACCAGAAUUUCUAUUAAUUACUGUAGUUUCAUGUUUAAUUUUAAAUAACAGUUGACUCCAAAGUUUAAAAAAAAAUUUUCAAAAAUUGUAAAUCAAGAUGGAUGUAAAUAUUUUGCAAAAGCACUGUCCAGUUGUUCAUAAACCGACCGGCGACCAACCAGCGCGCAGAAUCGUCGAACACGCGUUGACUUUGUAAAUACGUUGUCAACCAUAAACGUAGGAUAAAGGUAACCAGUGCUACCUAGGUGUAAUUAGAGAACAACAAAGCUGUAUUAUCUGUAACGCAAUACUUAUUAACAAUGAAAUUGUUAACGAGAGAAGAGCGCCGGGCUGCGUUCGCAUGAAAUGCAAAUAUCAUGGAACCGAGUCACGAGUUGCUUUCAUAGUCACUUGGAGCUCACAAGUUUUCGUGUAUGGGAUGAGUAAAUUCUACAAAAAUUCUAUGAACUCUCAUCUUCGUCAUCUUUCCUGUCAUAUGUGACCUUUCGAGCACUCUUAGGUAAGAAAUUACAACGAAACCUCGAUAAUUGCGCGAAAAUAAAGAUGGAGGCGCGUGCAUAUAUCGAGGUUCGGGCAAUUAUCGGGGUAAUCGGUUCAACGAAAACAUACUCCACUAUUCUCGCUAAUUCCUGGUUCUUCGACUGCACUUGUUACUAACAAACCACCCAUUUAAUUGUCACUACAGUGCAAUAAACGAGGUUUUACAUGUUUUUCUCAUCGAUACAUUAUUUUUAAAAGAAAAUGUAAACGCUACAAUUUCCAUCGCCUCCUGUCAGCCUAAAGCAAUUUCCUCAGUCAUGUAAUUAUGCUCACACGUACCAAUACGCCUCAGAAACACUAUUUAAGUUCCCAAUGUUGGGUGUCUCAUCCUAUACACGAAAGAGCAACAAAGCCAGCGAUUUGCCGCCACGAGGCACGAAAUAAGGUGGCAAAAGGGUGGUAGAAACUCCUGCACGUGGUAUUGGAUCAAUCAGAGAGAUUUUGUUUGCAAGUGGAAAGCGAAACUUUUCUUUCGUUCUCCACUUCCGGUCCCAGCCCGCGCGUCUCCUCUCUCCGGCGGUAGAGACUCGACUUUUUCUAGAGGACUUGCGAACGCUUUACUUUCAUUCGUACGGCCUAUUGUACGCGUUUAGACUGUAUAAAUGUACCAUAGCAAUAAUAAUCAAGGACUGUACAUACAUUGACGACGAACAACGGUGAGAGUGCGAGCGCGCGUGUAUGUGAAUUGUGUAUGCCCGUCGUUUUUGUAAGUGAUGUUUAAUCGUGUAGCGUGCGUGUUCCGUGUUGCUUUAAAGUGUACACAAUCUUCCCCUCCCCCCCCCUACUACGAGCGACGUAAUUAUUAUCAUCGUUAACCUCACUGCAGGUCGAUAGGUUUCAUGUGAGAUUCCCAGAUGUAGCAGAUAUUCUUUGGGAAUGGUCCAAGGGAAUUCAAAGGACAGCUGGACUGUUUGAACGUCAGUGACUGCUCGUUCGAAUGAAAAUGCAACGCUUUGUUUUUUACCAAUGAAUUUAAACGAUUUUUCUUAUUAAACUACGAUGAUAUUUGAAGUUAACUUUGGUUCCGAAUCUGUGUUGGAAAUGUGAGAUUAACCCCUUGCACUACGAUCUGAAGUUCGAUUGCGUGAGCCCAAAAUUUAAACGAAACUGCCCAGUUUUUGAGAUAUUCCACGGUCUCACGCGUGAUGAUCAGUUUUGGUCCGAAUGUCUGACCACGAGUCUCACGUGUGAUGAUCAGUUUUGGUCAGAAUAUCUGACCCUCGAGUUUCACGCGAGAUGAUCAGUCUUGGUCCGAAUGCUUGACCACGAGUCUCACGUAUGAUAAUCAGUUUUAACCAGAAUACCUGGCCCUCGAGUCUCACACGUGAUAAUCAGUUUUGGCCAGAAUACCUGACCCUCGAGUCUCACGCGAGAUGAUCAGUCUUCGUCCAAAUGCCUGACCACAGGUCUCACGCGUGAUAAUCAGUCUUGGCCCGAAUGCCUGACCACAAGUCUCACGUGUCUCACGUGUCUCACGCGUGAUACUUGUGUCUUACAAGUCUCACACGCGGUUGUAGGACAAAGGGUUAAGAGAUCGAUAUAGUACUGCCAGGUCCAUAAGUUCGUGUGUGUGUUUGUGCUACUGUUUAUGCCAAGAGUCGAAACAGUUACGGAAAUUUUCAUUGCAAAAUAGAAUUUCGACAUCAAAGUGAAAAGAGAUUACAUUGGAAAAGCGAGUGAAAAGCAUUGGUGAAUGUUUAAUUCUUUUUAACACUAGUGAGACCUAGAAUACCAGUCUCAUAACGUUUACUCCUACUGUGACUUUGCCAGAACAACAUUUUUACGUGAAAAUAUUGUGCAUGCAGCGUAGUUUUAUUUUUUUUUUUUGCAGUUCGAAAUAUGCGAAUUUAUGGACCGACCUGAUACAUUUGGGAAUAUCUCAUUCAAAGAGUGAUUUAUAUUUUUGUUAACGUUCGAUUUGUUCCGAUUCCCCUUUUUUUGCACAGAGAAAAUAUAAAUAAUUAAAUUAUAUUCUGAAUUUAUUAUUGUGGAAAAUAAUUUCAUGCGAUAUCUCCCUAUUAAAUUUUCUAACGAUUCUCUUCGAUCAAAGACUAAUAAUAUAUUGUGCCAAAAUUGUUCCGACAUUUUGUGUUAUUCAUAAUUUUCGAGAAGUAAACGAGAUGGAAAACAAACAACAAUAUCGUAAUCUGUACAGAUUAUCAAAAUUCAAUCAAAUUUCACAUAUGUUACCAUAUAACGAUAUACAUAAUUAAAUAUAAAUACUAAGUCGAUACAGUUAGUACAUCUUUUACUAUCUGAAAAGAAACAAAAUAUUUUUUAUUUAUUAUUUCGAAAAGAAAUUUCAGAAAAUUGUUGAUAGGGGCUCGAAAGUACUUUCAGUAAAAGAUUCCGACACUUUUGAUCCGAGAUCCGACGAUUGUAUCGGAAGUUAGCUUCGAAUCCUCUUAUUUUUACAGCUCAGAUGCGUUUAAAAGCCGUUUCAUGGACCUGGAUGGGUAAAACAAAAAGAAAUUGCAGACAUUCAUUCGAUCGAGCGCUGACACUGACCUAGCUAAACGUCAUCGACUGCCUCGAUUCGCUCGAAUUUCCGAUUAAUCCUAUCCGUUAGAUUCGUAUCAUUCGCGAUAACAACAAUCGGCACGGACAUACCAAUAGUGGGAUCCAACAUCGAUAUCGAAACAAAAUCCGCGCUAUUUAAAGGGGAAUUAUAUUCGAAGUAAAUAAAUGGUGUCGAUAGUAUCGUUCUAACUGACAAAUUGCAACUGUAUCCUCCUUCGAGCAUGGAUCGAACAGCCACAGAUACGAUUUCCAAUUGAUUCUAGCAAAUUGACUAUUCGUUCUUCGAGUCAUUGAAACAGAGACACAAAAUUGCAAAAUAUUUCAGAAGAAAUUUCAAAAUGAAAAUUAAACCGAAGUGCAAUAGUAGUCCUCGGUUAUAUGAAAUAAUUUUUACCCGCUCACAUGAAACAGAAUCGUUUAAAUUCUUUUAAGAAAUUGAACACAUCGACACGAGUAAUUAUUUCGAAAAUGAGAUCCCUUCGAUUGCGAAAUUCGAGUAAAUUCGAGCGACGACAGUCCCGUUACCGGAAGCCACGAGCCACGACAAGAUUUGAUUUCCGAUACGCAAGUGUUCCUUUCGACGCAUCGGCGCGAACUUUAUUUUUGUACAUGUACAACACAAGGAUUACUUCGUCGAUGCGUUUAGAUAUUUUCUAUUGGGCUUCCGUUCUAGUAUCACGGUUUAAAUCGUCGUAAUUAGAGCUCCUCUGACGUCGCGUAAUAUACCAAAGAGUACGUGUUACAUUGCAAAUUCGUAGCUUCAAUGUGAGCCAUUGAUUGGAAGGUGCAUUACAACUGAGCGAAGCGGGACAGUAAACACUACUGCAUCAAUCACUAUGCCACUGUUUUCUUUUCACAACCCUACAGUGUAUAAAUAUUUCUUAUUUACAUUAACAUUCUAAAUUUACAGAACCACUCAAAUUCAAAUACAGUGUUGCCUCUCAAGUUGUCACAGAACGAUGGAUCACAGUGACAACAUGAAAGACAAUGCUGAAAUUAACGCACAGAGCAUUUGCGUUGUUUCUGGCGUCGGCGGGACAUUCGACAAAGGAAAAAAAUUCUGCUCAAGCGUGCACUGGAGGGUUGCACGGUAUACUUUUCUUCAUCGCUCCGCGUCGGACGAGCAAUGUUAACGAGACUUACAAUCUCGCGUAAUGCAUACCCGUUGAAACGCCCGAGACUUUCGUAAAUAGCGAGAAACUAUUAUUCGAGAGAAAGUAUUCAGAAAAAAUAAAAAGGAAAAUUGCGCUGUCGCGCAGUGUACGCAUCGGUGGAUAUUUUUUUUUUUUCUCCGUGUCUCCGACCGCGGAAAGCCCCGGCUAUGUAACCUUCGUUCACUCCUCGUAAAAUAAGUGGGUAAUGACCCACAUUCUCGCCUUUUCAACCAGCCUCCCGGCCGGCACGCGUUCAGAGGCGCGAACACGAUGGGAGGCCCUCGAGAUUUACAUAAAUUUCGACGAGGCCAACGAAUCCAUCGCUGCAUAGCAACAAAUUAAAAAACCUUGUUUUUGUAUGAAACCAUCAAAGUUUUACAGGUGAAUUAAAUAAGAUUCCAACUAUCGAAUCGUGGCUGACGUGAUUCAAUUCGUGGAAUUUUAAAUAGAAUCGAAAGAAGGUGGAAUUGGUGAAUAAUUACUCGCGAUCGAAGCCAAGAGAUUUUAGGUAAGACGAGUCUUAACUAUCGAACUGACAUCUGGCGGCGUGAAUUUCAAUUAGACACUAAUGGCUUCCAAUACUCGUGAAGUUCUUGGCUUCGUUCGCGUGUAAUUAUUCGACACUUCGAUUGUCACGAUUGUGAUUAAAAUUAAAAAAAAACUAUUCACAGGAGAAACUGUAUCAUUCAUUUUGAUAAGUGAAAUCAAAAUAUAAUGUAUGCCAUGUACUUUUCAAUUUAUACGGAGGAACGGAAAAGGAGACGAUUCCUUAUAAAUAAGUAUUAUUAGCAAGUAUUAUUAGCGAAAAGUGGAAACAUUAAGAAUUACAGAAUUAAAAAAUUCAACAGAAAAUAUUAACUCGAUAUUCCUUGCAUAUUAUAUUUAUCAGAACCUAGAAGAACUAGUUCUUCUUUUUCUUUUAUUAACUGAUGUACCAGAGCCUGUUUAUUACCAUUACUAUUGUUUUAUUCUUCUAUCAGUAACUCAUCAAUUUCUUUUUAUUGGCUCUAUACUGAAUAAAUUGAGGAUUCUCUACCGUAGACUAGCAAAAUCAAUCUCUCUCCGUGCAACACGACAAUCCUAAUUGUGAGAUCACAGAGCAUUGUUGUCACCUGAUACAGUUCCUUUCGGAUGAAUCGAAUCGGAAUUUGCAGAGCAAUACCUGGUUUCUAAUUAAAUCACGCGAUACGGAAGCCUUUGAGAAUCGGAGCGCCUUCUCCAAAAUGUUGAUCAAAUUCUAUUGAAAAAUUCUUGAAACUAAUGAGACCUAUCGAAUGCACUUUUGCACCCAGAAUAUCCUACAAAUUAAUAGAUCUGUGGAAGAGAAUUUCGUAGGAGGAUAGAAAAGGAAAAUGGGGGGUCUAUCGAGCGCUUGUGAGAGCGUGAUCCCUCUAGCGGCGAGCA
Colletes gigas is the source of this 12121-nucleotide messenger RNA. RefSeq names its product octopamine receptor beta-3R-like. Gene Ontology annotation, biological process: adenylate cyclase-activating adrenergic receptor signaling pathway. Gene Ontology annotation, molecular function: octopamine receptor activity. Gene Ontology annotation, cellular component: membrane. NCBI's taxonomy places the organism in Eukaryota, Metazoa, Arthropoda, Insecta, Hymenoptera, Colletidae. Bases 2730 to 3989 code for a protein of 419 amino acids. The record is from RefSeq and is a predicted model, not a curated record. The transcript has 5 exons.